Heterobasidion irregulare TC 32-1 is the source of this 600-nucleotide messenger RNA. RefSeq lists its product as uncharacterized. The transcript has 11 exons. The coding region runs from base 1 to 600 and encodes 199 amino acids. The record is from RefSeq and is a predicted model, not a curated record. NCBI's taxonomy places the organism in Eukaryota, Fungi, Basidiomycota, Agaricomycetes, Russulales, Bondarzewiaceae.
AUGUCAAAUAGGUGCCAAGCCUUAGCAAUCAGGGAAGAUAAAAAGCCAUGUGACCCAAGUGCUGCCAAAUGUCCUUUGCGUGGGUGCAUGCUCAUCAGCACCCCUUCUAUAGCUGUGUUGCAUAUUAGGAUAAAUGAUGGCCUGGACAUGGGUGCCAACUACCAAGCUACAAAGGUAGGCAAGGUCCAAUUGGCAUUUCUACAAGGUGAUGGCAUGCCAGGCAAUAAGUAUUCCCCAUCUACACAGGAAAUACUUAAAGAUCCAGUUAGCGAGUGCAAAGCUUGUUUCAUGUCAGAGAAUUUGAAAUUCAGGGUAGUGCAAUACCAAACAGCGGCCUUAAAUGAGAGUGAUGCAGGCAUGGCAAUGGUGGAGAAUGAGGACAUUAUGGGUCUGGCAAAUCUGGCAAAGCCACCAGAAGCAUUCGGUGACUGGGGCAGCUAUAGCAUAGAAACCUUUGCCUUUGUCAUUGGAGUUGGUAUUGGUUGGGCAGUUGCCUAUAAGUUCAAGAUCCAGGUUCCAAAUGCUGAUAAGGUAUAUUUUGAGCAAUUAGAAGGUGUGAAAGAGGCUGUAGAGUUCAAGCUUGGGUUGAGAGAAUCAUGA